This is a messenger RNA of Beauveria bassiana ARSEF 2860, 1164 nucleotides long. RefSeq names its product transaldolase-like protein. Gene Ontology annotation, molecular function: pyruvate dehydrogenase (acetyl-transferring) activity. Gene Ontology annotation, biological process: pyruvate decarboxylation to acetyl-CoA. The record is from RefSeq and is a predicted model, not a curated record. The transcript has 2 exons. The coding region runs from base 1 to 1164 and encodes 387 amino acids. NCBI's taxonomy places the organism in Eukaryota, Fungi, Ascomycota, Sordariomycetes, Hypocreales, Cordycipitaceae.
AUGUCACGCCUCCUCCGACCUGCCGCCCGUCUGGCGACCCAGGCUGCUCGUGCCCCCGUCGUUCCCAGCGGCUCCGCCAGCGCCGCCCUCGCCCAGUACACCCGCGCCGUCCACCGCCCUGUCUACUUUGGUGCAAACCACACUACUCGAUCCUACGCCGACGGCAACGGCGUCAAAGAGUACACUGUUCGCGACGCCCUGAACGAGGCUCUGGCCGAAGAGCUAGAGUCCAACCCCAAGACCUUUAUCCUCGGUGAGGAGGUUGCCCAGUACAACGGUGCCUAUAAGGUCACCAAGGGUCUUCUCGACCGCUUCGGCGACAAGCGUGUCAUUGACACCCCCAUCACCGAGAGCGGCUUCUGCGGUCUGGCUGUUGGUGCUGCCCUCAGUGGUCUGCACCCUAUUUGCGAGUUCAUGACCUUCAACUUUGCUAUGCAAGCCAUCGAUCAAAUUGUCAACUCAGCCGCCAAGACCCUCUACAUGUCCGGUGGUAUUCAGCCCUGCAAUAUUACCUUCCGCGGUCCCAAUGGCUUCGCUGCUGGUGUCGGGGCCCAGCACUCUCAGGACUACUCUGCCUGGUACGGUUCCAUCCCUGGUCUAAAGGUCGUCACACCUUGGAGCGCCGAAGACGCCAAGGGUCUCCUCAAAGCUGCUAUUCGCGACCCCAACCCUGUCGUCUUUCUCGAGAACGAGCUCAUGUAUGGCCAAACCUUCCCCAUGUCCGAGGCGGCCCAAAAGGACGACUUUGUCAUUCCCUUUGGCAAGGCCAAGAUUGAGCGCUCCGGCAAGGAUCUGACUAUUGUCACCCUUUCCCGCUGCGUCGGCCAGUCCCUCGUCGCAGCCGAGAACCUCAAGAAGAACUAUGGCGUCGAGGCUGAGGUCAUCAACCUGCGUUCCGUCAAGCCCCUCGACGUCGAGACCAUCAUCAACUCGGUUAAGAAGACCCGCCGUCUCUUGUCUGUCGAGUCUGGCUUCCCUGCUUUUGGUGUUGGCGCUGAGAUUCUGGCGCUGACCAUGGAGUACGCCUUCGACUACCUUGACGGCCCUGCCCAGCGUGUCACUGGCGCCGAGGUACCCACACCCUAUGCCCAGAAGCUUGAGGAGAUGAGCUUCCCCAACGAGAAGCUGAUUGAGGACUGGGCUGCCAAGAUGCUCAAGGUCUAA